Messenger RNA from Andrographis paniculata, 927 nucleotides. RefSeq names its product metalloendoproteinase 2-MMP-like. Gene Ontology annotation, cellular component: extracellular matrix. NCBI's taxonomy places the organism in Eukaryota, Viridiplantae, Streptophyta, Magnoliopsida, Lamiales, Acanthaceae. Bases 1 to 927 code for a protein of 308 amino acids. Gene Ontology annotation, molecular function: metalloendopeptidase activity; zinc ion binding. The transcript is spliced from 2 exons. Gene Ontology annotation, biological process: extracellular matrix organization; collagen catabolic process; proteolysis. The record is from RefSeq and is a predicted model, not a curated record.
AUGUCAAUGCUUAAAACUCUCCUUCUCCUACCCAUAAUCUUCAUCGUAAUUUGUCCAAUUUCACAUUCGAUAAGAAAUCCUUCAACGCCAUCGCCAUUCGGCUUCAUCAAUGACCUCAAAGGAAGUCACAAAGGCUGCUCAAUUAAAGGUCUCCAUAAGCUCAAACAUUACUUGAAACAAUUUGGCUAUCUCAAAUAUGGAAACCAAUCCAAUUUCAACAACGAUGUAUUUGACACCACCCUCGAAUCUGCCCUCAAAACAUACCAGAGAAGUUUUAGUGUUAAGCCCACCGGAACACUGGAUGCCGCAACAGUAGCCAAAAUGACUGUCCCCCGUUGUGGAGUCCCCGACAUCAUCAAUGGCCACAAUACUAUGCUGAAAAAAUACAGCAAUGAUUCACUAUCUAAAUCCAUCAACAUUGUUGCACACUAUGCACUCUACCCCAAUCGCCCUCGAUGGCCAAGUUCUCGAAGACGCUUGACCUACGGGUUCCUCCCCAACACUCGGCAAGAUGCGAUUCUUGCCGUUGGUUAUGCAUUCAGAACAUGGGAUGUUGCUACACAAUUUACAUUUACCUUCUCCAAUGUUCGAAGCAGCGCAGAAUCGGAUAUAUCCAUUGGUUUUUUCUCGGGAGACCAUGGAGACGAGUACCCUUUUGACAACCUAGAAUACUUAGCCCAUGCCUUUCCUCCGACUGAUGGAAGACUACAUUACAAUGCAGCGCAAAAUUGGGUGAUUGGCCAUGAUCCCGAUGGAGUUGAUUUGUACACCGUUGGCCUACAUGAGAUAGGACAUUUGGUGGGGCUUGCACAUAGCCAAGAUUCGUCGUCAAUCAUGUAUCCUUCCAUCUCGCCGGGAGAGACCAAGGAUUUAAGCCAGGAUGACAUUGAUGGAAUUAUGGAUUUAUACGGUCUACAGAUGAAAUAA